Myotis brandtii (Brandt's bat) is the source of this 1846-nucleotide messenger RNA. It is a transcript of the gene SARS1, whose product is annotated as seryl-tRNA synthetase. Gene Ontology annotation, cellular component: cytosol. The transcript has 10 exons. The record is from RefSeq and is a predicted model, not a curated record. Gene Ontology annotation, biological process: seryl-tRNA aminoacylation. Gene Ontology annotation, molecular function: ATP binding; serine-tRNA ligase activity; tRNA binding. Bases 84 to 1514 code for a protein of 476 amino acids. NCBI's taxonomy places the organism in Eukaryota, Metazoa, Chordata, Mammalia, Chiroptera, Vespertilionidae.
CGCAGGCGCAGUGCGUCGGUCACUGGUUGACUCCCUGGCUGCGAGCUUCAUUUCUCCUCAUUGUUGACCCGGGAGGAGGAAAGAUGGUGUUGGAUCUGGACUUGUUUCGGACGGAUAAAGGAGGGGACCCGGACCGCAUCCGAGAGACGCAAAAGAACCGCUUCAAGGACCCGGGACUCGUGGAUCGGCUGGUGAAGGCGGACGGCGAGUGGCGAAAAUGCAGAUUUCAGACCGACAACUUGAACAAGCUGGAGAACCUAUGCAGCAAGACAAUUGGAGAGAAAAUGAAGAAAAAAGAGCCAGUGGGAAAUGAUGAGUCCAUUCCGGAGAACUUGUUAAAUCUCGAUGACCUCACUUCAGACACUUUAGCUAAUUCAGAGGCCGUGCAUCUUUCUCUCCCGCUCUUGUUUCCUCAGGAUGCGGACAACAAAGUCGAGAGGAUCUGGGGUGACUGCACGGUCAAGAAGAAGUACUCGCACGUGGACCUGGUGGUGAUGGUCGAUGGCUUUGAAGGCGAAAAAGGCGUCGUGGUGGCUGGGAGUCGAGGGUACUUCCUGAAGGGGCCCCUGGUGUUCCUGGAACAGGCGCUCAUCCAGUACGCCCUUCGCACCUUGGGAAGUCGGGGCUACAUUCCCAUUUACACCCCGUUUUUCAUGAGGAAGGAGGUCAUGCAGGAGGUGGCACAGCUCAGCCAGUUUGAUGAAGAGCUUUACAAGGUGAUUGGCAAAGGCAGUGAAAAGUCUGACGACAACUCCUAUGAUGAGAAAUACCUGAUUGCCACCUCCGAGCAGCCCAUCGCUGCUCUCCACCGGGAUGAGUGGCUACGGCCAGAGGAUUUGCCCAUCAAGUAUGCUGGCCUGUCCACCUGCUUUCGCCAGGAGGUGGGCUCCCACGGCCGGGACACCCGCGGCAUCUUCCGAGUCCAUCAGUUUGAGAAGAUCGAGCAGUUUGUCUACGCGUCACCACAUGACAACAAGUCGUGGGAGAUGUUUGAAGAGAUGAUCUCCACCGCGGAGGAGUUCUACCAGACCCUGGGCAUCCCAUACCACAUCGUGAAUAUUGUCUCAGGUUCUUUGAAUCACGCUGCCAGUAAGAAGCUUGACCUGGAGGCCUGGUUUCCGGGCUCGAGAGCCUUCCGGGAGCUGGUCUCCUGUUCUAACUGCACAGACUACCAGGCUCGCCGCCUCCGAAUCCGAUACGGGCAAACCAAGAAGAUGAUGGACAAGGUGGAGUUUGUCCACAUGCUCAACGCCACCAUGUGUGCCACUACCCGCACCAUCUGCGCCAUCCUGGAGAACUACCAGACGGAGAAGGGCAUCGUCGUGCCCGAGAAGUUGAAGGAGUUUAUGCCGCCAGGUCUCCAAGAACUGAUUCCCUUUGUGAAGCCUGCGCCCAUUGACCAGGAGCCAUCGAAGAAGCAGAAGAAGCAGCAGGAGGGCAGCAAAAACAAAGGGGCAGAGAGCGAUGUCACCCUGGAGAGCCGGCUGCAGAGCAUGGCGCUCACCGAUUCCUGAACAUUCCUUCCCCCCAGUUCGGUCAGCUGGGAUCCCAGAGCCUGCCCGCAGGCGGGGAAGCCAGACAUGCCCUCUCAUCGCCUGCACCGACUGACUGCAUUGCUGAAACGGGAGCCCUCUGCCAUGCACACUGCAGUGUUCCUGUCUGCUCGCGUGAGCCUAGGACACAACCACUGAGGACUGAGGAAGCCAUGCCAUGAGCCUCCCCUGCGGAGGUGAGGACUCGCCCGCAGUCCUCCGCCUGGGCCUCAAACCCUGGCUCACAGCUCUCCCUGGAACCACACUCACUUGUGCUUUUCCUCCUAAAUAAAGCUGUUCCAUGUAGCAAGUCA